Papaver somniferum (opium poppy) is the source of this 2112-nucleotide messenger RNA. RefSeq lists its product as uncharacterized. The coding region runs from base 1 to 2112 and encodes 703 amino acids. NCBI's taxonomy places the organism in Eukaryota, Viridiplantae, Streptophyta, Magnoliopsida, Ranunculales, Papaveraceae. The transcript has 4 exons. The record is from RefSeq and is a predicted model, not a curated record.
AUGGAUAUAGAACAUUAUGAUAAACAGAAAGUCAAUCGCCAUAACAAAAAUUCCUCUGUGACUUGCUUGUUUUGUGGAAAAGCGAAUCGUGUUCAAAGUAAGUGUUGGGAAUUCAAGAAGAACAAAAAAAGAAUUGCCAAGCUUCAGAAUGAUAUGCAAAAGAUGAAUCUGGCAUUAAGUAACCAACUUAGAUCCUCUGAUGUUAUGAAGAAGUAUCGAAGAACCAGAGUCAGGCGAGGUGCUAAGAAAGCAAGUCAAUAUAGACCAAUUGGAUUGAGUAAUGUAUUAUUCAAAAUUUUCACAAAGAUAAUUUCUGUCAGAAUGAAUGGACUCAUGGAGAAGUUAAUUUCAUCACAACAGGCUGCUUAUGUUAAAGGAAGAAGCAUUCAAGAACAAAUACUUCUAGCUUCAGAGAUGGUAAAUGAAAUGAGGAAAAAGAGAAGAGGCGGUAAUGUGGCUUUUAAACUGGACAUAUCACAGGCUUAUGAUUCUGUAAGUUUAAUGGUCAAUGGAGGACCAUGUGGCUUUUUCUCAAUGCAUAGGGGUCUUAAGCAGGGUGAUCCAUUAUCCCCUAUUUUAUUUAUUUUGAUGGAAGAUGUAUUGAGUAGAAAUAUCACAAAUUUGGUUAAUACAUGGCAGAUAACUCCAAUGGUAGUUAGAAAUGGAAUAUAUCCAACACACUUAUUUUUUGCUGAUGAUGUUUUCUUAUUCUAUAAUGGAGCUAAGAAUACUUUGUUUUGUCUAUUUAAGCUGAUUGACAAAUAUCAACAUAGCUCUGGACAGAUGAUUAACAAAGCCAAAAGCAAGUGUUUCAUUGAUGGUACUAAUUCAACCAGAAAGCAACAAAUUAGCAGCAUAGUUGGUAUGGAUAUAUCCAAUUUUCCUGAUAAGUAUCUUGGUAUCAUUCUAGCUCCAAGAAGAGUAACUACUGAAAUGGUCUGGCCAAUAGUUCUUAUGCUUCAGAGCAAACUUGCAGCUUGGAAAGGAAGAUUAUUAUAUUUUCAUGAUAGACUGAUUCUUGUAAAAACAGUUUUGUGCAGCUACCCUCUUUACAAUAUGGCAGUUUAUAAAUGGCCAUCUUCAGUUAUUAAGAUAUGUGAAAAACUAAUAAGGAACUUUCUAUGGUCAGGUGAUGGAGAGGUUACAAAGUACAAAACUUUAUCUUGGAAGAAGAUCUGUGUGCCAUAUAUUGAAGGUGGCUUGGCUAAGUUCAAAGAUAAAUAUGGUAUAUGGUUUUCAAAAUGGAAAUUAUCAUCAGUAAGAGCAGGUUUGCAAUGGGCUUGGCUUACUUUACAAGAAGACAUCUCUUGGAAGAUUGGAAAUGGUGCUAGCAUCUCAGUAUGGUUUGAUAACUGGUAUGGAUCAUCCCCACUAAUUAAUGAAAUUGGUUAUACUGAUUUUGUUCAUAACAAUAUGCAGUUGAAAGUUCAGGACUUAAUCAUUAAUGAUCAAUGGAAUAUACAUCCUCAGUUGCAGCACUUGUUACAGAUUGAUAACUUACCUCAUAUUCACAGUGGAAAUGAUUCCAUAAUAUGGAACCUACAUAGUAGUGGAAUGUUUAAUAAUGCAAAGGCAGUGGAGAAAAUAAGACACAGGGAAGACAAGGUAGAUUGGUCUUCUUAUAUAUGGAGGAAAUCUUUGCACCCAACUAUUGCCAGCAACAUUAGGAAGCUUCUACAAGGAGUUUAUGUGAAUGAUGACAUGAAAAGAAAACAAGGAUAUGAAAUGCCUUAUAGAUGUUGUAUCUGCAAAUCAGAGCAGGAUUUUAUGGAGCAUACACUGUGGCUUUGUGAAUUCAGUGUUCAGAUUUGGAAUUGGCUUGGCAAUAUGUUUCAAUUUCCCAGGCCAUACCCUUUUUCAGAAGUUUUUUCUGCAGCUAAACAACACAGUCGUAUCAUUGAUGAAGUAUGGAUAAUCUCUGCUUGUACUGUCAUUAAGGAGUUUUGGUUUCAAAGAAACAGAGUUUUCUUUGCAGGAGGUGAUGUUAAUAUUCAUGGUUUCAAGCACGGGGUUAUGAAGAUUGUUCAAGAUCAUGGUGUCAGAAUAAAAGGGGUCAGGUGGAACAAUGACUAUGAAAACCAAAUUCUUAGUCACUUUAAAAUUGAUUCUUAA